AUGUCUAUAGAAAUAGAAUCCGCCGAUGUCAUUCGUCUCAUUCAGCAGUAUUUGAAAGAAUCUAACCUCACGAAGACAUUGCAAACUUUACAGGAAGAGACAGGUGUUUCUCUCAAUACUGUGGAUAGUGUUGAUGGAUUCUGUGCAGACAUCAACAAUGGUCACUGGGACACAGUACUAAAAGCGACAGCCUCCCUCAAGCUACCAGACAAGAAACUGAUGGAUCUCUACGAGCAGAUUGUGUUGGAACUCAUAGAGUUACGUGAGCUCGGGGCUGCCCGCACGCUGCUGAGACAGACACAACCUUGCUUACUCAUGAAGCAACAGGAGACAGAUAGAUACAUGCAUCUAGAGAACAUGCUAGCACGUUCAUACUUCGACCCUCGCGAGGCGUAUGGAGGUGCACGGGGCGGGGCGGGUGGUGCAGGGGCAGCAGGGGCGGGCGGCGCGGGGGGUGGUAAAGAGUGGAGACGCUCAGCGCUGGCGGCCGCGCUGGCCGGCGAGGUGUCCGUGGUGCCGUCCUCGAGGCUCUUGGCACUGCUGGGGCAGGCGCUCAAGUGGCAACAACACCAGGGGUUGCUUCCACCCGGAACUACUAUCGAUCUUUUCCGGGGCAAAGCGGCUAUUAGGGACGAGGAAGACGACCAGUGCCCGACGCAGCUUUCAAAAAUUAUAAAGUUUGGUCAAAAGUCACAUGUCGAGUGCGCAAGAUUCUCUCCAGACGGGCAGUAUCUAGUGACGGGUUCCGUGGAUGGGCUGGUCGAGGUGUGGAACUUCACGACUGGCAAGAUCCGUAAGGAUUUGCGGUACCAAGCGCAUGAUGAGUACAUGAGCAUGGACGAAGCCGUACUCAGCCUUGCAUUCGCACGCGACAGCGACACACUAGCCGCUGGCUCCAACGAUGGCAAGAUCAAGGUGUGGAAGGUGUCGACGGGGCAGGUUCAGCGAAAAUUGGACCGCGCGCACGCAAAGGGUGUCACUUGCCUGCAGUUUACGCGUGACAACAGUCAGAUACUCUCUGCCUCAUUUGAUCGCACUAUCAGGAUACAUGGACUAAAAUCGGGCAAAAUUCUGAAAGAAUUCCGCGGUCACACGUCCUUCGUCAACGAGGCGGUGUUUACUCCCGACGGACACAGUGUCCUCAGUGCGUCGUCUGACGGAACCGUAAAAGUGUGGUCGGUGCGCACGGGCGAGUGCACGGCGACGCUGAAGCCGCUGGGCUCCGGCGAGCCGCCCGUCAACUCGCUGCUGCUGACGCCCAAGAACCCCGACCACUUCGUGGUGUGCAACCGCACCAACACCGUGGUCAUCAUGAACAUGCAGGGCCAGAUCGUGCGCUCGUUCUCCAGCGGCCGGCGCGAGGAGGAGGGCGGCUCGCUGGUGUGCGCGGCGCUGGGCGCGCGCGGCCGCCUGGUCUACUGCGCCGGGGAGGACCUCGUGCUGUACGCCUUCUGCGCGGCCAGCGGCAAGCUGGAGCGCACCAUCAACGUGCACGAGAAAGCCGUCAUCGGAAUGACCCACCACCCGCAUCAGAACCUGCUGGCGACUUACGGCGAGGACGGGCUCCUCAAACUGUGGAAGCCUUAAUUGUGACUUUCUAAUGAACGUUGGCUGCAGACAUGACGGAGUGUGACUUGUGAAUAUGAGAUAAUUUUAAUGUUAAGUGAUCAUUAUGUUAGAAAAAUUAAACAACUAUAACACCGAA
Melitaea cinxia (Glanville fritillary) is the source of this 1705-nucleotide messenger RNA. RefSeq names its product WD40 repeat-containing protein SMU1 (gene Smu1). The record is from RefSeq and is a predicted model, not a curated record. Lineage: Eukaryota; Metazoa; Arthropoda; Insecta; Lepidoptera; Nymphalidae. Gene Ontology annotation, biological process: mRNA splicing, via spliceosome. Bases 1 to 1587 code for a protein of 528 amino acids. Gene Ontology annotation, molecular function: protein binding. The transcript has 10 exons. Gene Ontology annotation, cellular component: precatalytic spliceosome.